Messenger RNA from Xenia sp. Carnegie-2017, 2411 nucleotides. Its product is annotated as transmembrane 9 superfamily member 2-like. The record is from RefSeq and is a predicted model, not a curated record. The transcript is spliced from 20 exons. Gene Ontology annotation, cellular component: membrane. Lineage: Eukaryota; Metazoa; Cnidaria; Anthozoa; Malacalcyonacea; Xeniidae. Gene Ontology annotation, biological process: protein localization to membrane. Bases 77 to 2026 code for a protein of 649 amino acids.
UGGCCAUUAAUUACUCUGCAUCUAUUUCGAUUUUAGGUUGAGUUUGUGUCAAAAAAUUUUCAGCCAAAAAUUGACAAUGGAGUUGGCAAAAGUAUUGUUUUUUGUAGUUUGUUCUUUUAUGAUACGAGCUGCAGAAAGCUUCUAUUUGCCUGGCUUGGCCCCAGUGUCUUACUGUGAAAAACAAGAAGGUGUCGAACAAAAAUGCAAGAGUCAUAUACCAUUGUUUGUAAAUAGACUGGAUUCAGUGGAAACCAUUAUUCCAUAUGAGUACAGCAGGUUUGAUUUUUGUUCUCCUGGUAGAAAAGAUUAUGCGCCAUCUGAAAACCUUGGUCAGAUUGUAUUUGGAGAGCGAAUACAGCCAUCAGCAUAUAAUAUAACAUUUAAUGAGAAGAAAUGCAGUGUAGCAUGCACUAAAGAAUACAAAAAGGAAGAUCUCGAUAAGGAACCACUGGAUUUCAUAAAAAAUGCAAUUCGAUUAAAUUACCAACAUCACUGGAUAAUUGACAAUAUGCCAGUGACAUGGUGUUAUGAAGUGAGUACGACUGACAAAAAUAAACAAUACUGCGCAACUGGAUUUCCUGUUGGUUGUUAUGUUGACAGUGAUGGGAACCAAAAAGAUGCAUGUGUUAUAAGGCCCAAGACAUAUUCAGAAAAGGAUACAUACUAUUUGUUUAAUCACGUUGCUAUCAAGAUAAAGUAUCACAGUGGAGAAGGGGAGGACUGGGAUGGAGCACGGUUGCUCUCUGCCACAUUAUGGCCCAAUAGCUGUAAAAAAGGAUGUGAUGGGUGCCCUGAAGCUUUAGGUAUAAAGUCAAAGCAAAGUGAUCCUUUGACCAUAUCAUAUACCUAUCAAGUAGAGUUUGAGAGAGAUGACACAAUCAAAUGGGCAUCUCGUUGGGAUUACAUUCUCCAAUCCAUUCCACACACUAGUAUUCAGUGGUUUAGUAUAAUGAAUUCCUUGGUAAUCGUACUCUUCCUUUCUGGUAUGGUUGCAAUGAUUAUGUUAAGAACUCUUCACAAGGAUAUUGCUCGUUAUAAUCAACUGGAAUCAUCAGAUGAUGCCCAAGAAGAGUUUGGUUGGAAACUAGUCCAUGGUGAUGUAUUCCGUCCUCCAGGAAAAGGAAUGCUGCUUUCGGUGAUGUUAGGGACUGGUACCCAGGUUGUAACCAUGACUUCAAUUACACUUGUGUUUGCUUGUCUUGGAUUUUUGUCACCAGCAAAUCGCGGAGCUUUAAUGACGACUGUAUUGGUAUUAUUUGUUUGUCUUGGUGGUCCUGCAGGUUAUGUUGCUGCCCGAAUUUACAAAUUAUUUGGUGGAGAACGAUGGAAAACCAAUGUAUUGCUGACAUCUUUCUUAUUUCCUGGCAUCAUCUUUGGAAUUUUCUUUCUUCUCAACCUGGUUUUGUGGGCAGAACAAUCAUCAGCUGCCAUACCUUUUGGAACUUUACUUGCUUUACUUACAUUGUGGUUUGGAAUAUCUGUACCUUUGGUGUUUGUUGGCGCAUAUUUUGGCUUUCGUAAGCAAGUUAUUGAUUUACCAGUGCGUACAAAUCAGAUUCCUCGUCAAAUUCCCGAACAGAGUUUUUACAGUCGUGCAGUUCCCGGAAUAAUAAUGGGAGGAGUUUUACCAUUUGGCUGCAUCUUUAUUCAACUUUUCUUUGUCCUCAAUAGUAUAUGGUCUCAUCAAAUCUACUACAUGUUCGGCUUUCUUUUUAUUGUCUCGGUUAUUUUGAUUAUCACAGUUUCUGAAACUUGUGUUUUACUUUGUUACUUCCAUUUAUGUUCCGAGGACUAUCAUUGGUGGUGGAGGUCAUAUCUCACCGGAGCAUGUACUGCCAUCUAUCUUUUCAUCUAUUCAUUUUAUUAUUUCCAUAAGUUGACGAUUGUUGGGACGACAAGCACUGUUUUGUAUUAUGGCUACACAAGUAUCAUGGUCAUCCUAUUUUUCCUGUAUACAGGGACAAUCGGAUUCUUCGCUUGCUUUUUCUUUGUCCGCAAGAUUUAUUCAUCUGUCAAAGUCGAUUAAUAAAGAUGGUUGGUUUGUAUAUUAAAAUCGACGUAUUGUCAGACAUUGUUCCUCGUACUUCAUGACUACUUGAACGAAUUAGAUGUUUUUGCUGCACAGUGUCUUAUUUUAGUCCUUCCUUACUUGUAUUCGUGUAUAUUGUAAUGUAUAAAUAGUUUUCCUUUACCUGUGCACGUACUUCAUGUUACCUUUAAAUGAUUAUGGGCGUAAAUGUCCGGUGCACGUAGUGUCGAUUUACUGAAAAUACACAUACGAGUGAAAAUACCGGGCUCUUCAUAAAAAGGUGAUUUGUUAAUUUCUAGUUAUAGUGCUAUAACUUUACUUUUACUUUUGGUUGUUUUUUUCUCGUCAUGUUAGCUUGUUUAACUAAAUUUCACAAUGAAAA